AUGGAGCCGAUAACUGUGGAUGAUGUGGAAGAAGUUGCAAAAAAGUUAGAUCUUGACAAGAUCUAUGAUGAUUUCUUUUUAAAUAGUGAAAAAUCUAAAUUCGUCACUGAUUGUGACGUAUUCGACAAUGAAGGUAAAAAAAGUGAAAAUGCAAAAAAAAUUUGUUCUAAACUCGUUUAUUUUUUAGAAGAAAUAGCAAAAAAUAAAAAUCAAGCACAACGUAAUGAUCAGUGUAAUUAUUUAACAUAUUGGUUUUAUGGAGAAAUAGGGAAAAUACACGGCAAUCACUCAGAAAAUAUAAGCGAUGUAACUUUUGUUAAAGAUCUUAUUGAUGUUGGAAAAAAUGUUUAUAAACGAAUUCAUGGGUUUAAUAAGUGCGAUUUAAUAUCUGAAAAAGGCACCAGUUUGGAUGAGUGGACAAAGAGGAAGAUCUCUUAUAUUUAUUUUAAAAAAUACGAUGACAUUAAAGAUGUUGUUUCUAAAUCUCAUAAUAAAUGCAACGAGUAUUUAAAAUAUCUUAAAAAUGUUAAUUCUUUGUAUCAAAAGUAUUAUAAAGCAAAUUGUCAGAGAUUUUUUUGGUGGCCUUCCCCUAAUUACAUUAAUUGUAAUAAGACGCUUAAUCCCAAUACACUUAUAACUAUAGUAGAAAAAUGUAAAACUGAAGUACCUAGUGAUGUCAGAUCGUUAUGGAGCAUUUUUGGUAUUCUCAGUCCAUCUGGAUCGCCUCGAAAUAAAGAAGCAGGAUCAGGGAAAAGUACCCAGGAUGCUGAAACUGCAAAAGUUAAAUCAAAAGCACUUGAAAAGGUUGGUGGUGAUAAGGCUUCAGCAAAGAUAAGAGAAUUAACAGGUGCUCCACUUGAUAGACGUGUAGAAUCUGCAUUUGUGGAAGAUCAAUCAUCACCUAGUAGAAAUGGAGAAUCAGCACCUGUGAAAGUUCAACCACCAUCUAUAAAGAUAGCUGAAGAACCUGCAAAUGUGAGUCGACAAGUUCCAAUAUCACAUAUCCCCACCGAUAAUACAUAUACUACACAUGCUACAUUCUCUGAAGUCAGCAUCAACAGUUUUGAUUUGCCUAAAAAAAUAUAUGAAACAUUGAAAUUUCUAAAUUUUCGGAAAUCAUUUGCAUGUGCUACAAUAAUUGCAGCAGUUAUCUUCCUUAUAUUCUUCUUUAGUUCCUCUCGUUCAGAACGAAGACCCAGUAGUAGGAUAAAAAAGGAAAAGAAAUACAAGAAUGAUGUUAAUAGUGAUUCUGAAGAAAUAUUAUCAGAACACAAGCCCCCAAAUCCUCACUAUAUUCAAGAGAGCAGCUCAAUAUAUUUGUCUUAUAAUAGUUGA
Messenger RNA from Plasmodium gonderi, 1335 nucleotides. Its product is annotated as variable surface protein. NCBI's taxonomy places the organism in Eukaryota, Apicomplexa, Aconoidasida, Haemosporida, Plasmodiidae. The coding region runs from base 1 to 1335 and encodes 444 amino acids. The record is from RefSeq and is a predicted model, not a curated record. The transcript has 3 exons.